AUGAAAGUGGUUUCUGGCUCUGAUGAUAAGAAAGUCAAGAUAUGGAAUAUAGCUACAGGAGCAGAAGAGCAAAGCCUGAAGGGUCAUGCUAAUCGUGUAGUAUCUGUUGCAUUCUCUCCUGAUGGUACGAAGGUAGUUUCUGGCUCUUGGGACAAGACAGUAAAGAUCUGGAAUGCAGCAACAGGAGCAGAAGAGCUGAGCUUCAAUGGCCACUCUCAUUGUGUAACAUCUGUUGUAUUCUCUCCAGAUGGCAUGAAAGUGGCUUCUGGCUCUAGGGACAAGACAGUUAAGAUCUGGAAUCCAGCUACUGGUGAAGAAGAGGAGAGCCUCAAUGGCCACUCUCUUUAUGUAACAUCUGUUGCAUUCUCUCCAGAUGGCAUGAAAGUAGUUUCAGGAUCUGGUGAUACACUAGUCAAGAUCUGGAAUGUAGCUACAAAAGCAGAACGACAGAAAUUCAACAGCCAUUCUGACUAUGUAGCAUCUGUUGCAUUCUCCUUAGAUGGCAUGAAAUUGGUUUCUGGCUCUCAUGAUAAGACAGCCAGGAUCUGGAAUGCAGCUACUGGCGCAGAACUGCAGACCUUUAAUGGCCACUCUAGUUAUGUCAUAGUUGUUGCAUUCUCUCCAGAUGGCAUGAAAGUGGUGUCUGGCUCUACUGAUAAAAGUGUCAAGAUCUGGAAUGCAGCUACUGGUGAAGAAGAGCAGACCUUCCACAGCCACUCUAAUCAUAUGAUGGGAGCUGUAGCUUUCUCUUCAGAUGGCAUGAAAGUGGUUUCUAGCUUUUAUAACAUAGUCAAGAUCUGGAAUGCAGCUACUGGAGCAGAAGAGCAGAGCUUGAAUGGUCACUCUAGUUCUAUAACAUAUGUUGCAUUCUCUCCAGAUGACAUGAAAGUGGUUUCUGGCUCUUGUGAUCAGACAGUCAAGAUCUGGAAUGUAGCCACAGGAGCGGAAGAACAGAGCUUCACUGGCCACUCUGUUCAUGUAACAUCUCUUGCAUUCUCCCUAGAUGGCAUGGAAGUGGUUUCUAGUGCAGGUCGUAUCAAGAUUUGGAAUGCAGCUACAGGCGCAGAACAGCAGACCUUGAAUGGCCGCCACCGUGACCAAAUAAACUGUGUAGCAUUAUCUCCAGAUGGCAUGAAGGUGGUUUCUAGCUCUCAUGACCAGAUAGUGAAGAUCUGGAAUGCAGCCACAGGAGCAGAAGAGUGGAGCUUCCAUCACAACGCUGGUUGUAUAACAUCACUAGCAUUCUCUUCAGAUGGCACAAAAGUAGUUUGUGGCUCUGCUAACAAGAUAAUCCGAGUCUGGGAUAUAUCACCCACCCUGCCAAAGUAUUCUAUUGACAUUGAUGGUUGGCUUAUUGGCCCCUACCCUGCCACGGACCGUAUCUUUUGGUGUUCCCCCAUUCUCCGCCGCACCCUUCAAAUCAACCAAUGCACUCUUAUAAUAUCCCCUGAGGGACAUGCAGAUAUUGACAUUGAUUUGAACUUCCUUGGUCCCAACUGGGCGAAAUGUUAUGCACCACCCAUACCCUCUAUAUUCCCAUACAUUGCUGCUCUUUUUGUCAUGUUGCUUCUUGUCACCAUCAAUGAGUUUUACUAA
Messenger RNA from Mycena indigotica, 1596 nucleotides. RefSeq lists its product as uncharacterized. The transcript has a single exon. The record is from RefSeq and is a predicted model, not a curated record. Bases 1 to 1596 code for a protein of 531 amino acids. Lineage: Eukaryota; Fungi; Basidiomycota; Agaricomycetes; Agaricales; Mycenaceae. Gene Ontology annotation, molecular function: protein binding.